Lindgomyces ingoldianus is the source of this 2008-nucleotide messenger RNA. RefSeq lists its product as uncharacterized. The transcript is spliced from 4 exons. Gene Ontology annotation, molecular function: siRNA binding. Lineage: Eukaryota; Fungi; Ascomycota; Dothideomycetes; Pleosporales; Lindgomycetaceae. Bases 1 to 1809 code for a protein of 602 amino acids. The record is from RefSeq and is a predicted model, not a curated record. Gene Ontology annotation, cellular component: nucleus. Gene Ontology annotation, biological process: regulatory ncRNA-mediated heterochromatin formation.
AUGUUCCGUCGCGUAGAGGAGGGCUUACCGCCCGAUGCGUCUUACCCAGCCGACAUGAAGAAAUUGGGAUACUUUAUCAACGAGGCUGGUCAUAUCCGCAUGAUCGCGUAUCCCGACCAGGGGUUUCAAUAUCACUUCAGCAACCAGGAGCGUCACAAUGAGGUGCACAGAGAAGCAAUACAGAUUUGUUGGAGACAAGAAGUUGCUGACCGACUGGCUGCCCUGGGACUCAGCAAGUUAUACCUCCCAACCUUGACUACUACCAAGCCAGAGGCUCAACCCCAUAUCCCGAUUUUGGCUCCACCGGCCAAGAUCCUGAAAUCACGAAAGCGGGUUGUCGUAAUCAUCAAUGACUCCCUGCAAGACCUCGGCAUACUAGCCUAUCGACAAAUGCAGCGGGGGCUUGGGCUCAAUGGCGGAACCAUUGUUAACUUUGCUAAAGAGAUGGUCCACCGCUCCACAGAGUCUGGGGAUGAGUUCGACAUCUUCCGGGACCGUGCUGGUGUCGAAGGUAAAGAGAAAGACAUCCCGGGACUGAUCGUCAUGAACACGGGCCAGUUGCUCUACUCCCACAAGUACAACGAGGCCUUGACGGUACGUUCAUGGCUGUCGAUGCCGCGAAAGUCAAUCUGUCACGAGUCCAUCAAAAUCCAUGAAGUCGAGAACAGGGUCGAGGGGCAUCGUACUCCAGAAGAACACAUAAAAACCGUGUUCGACCGAAUCAUCAAGAACCCGGACUUUGUGGCGCCAGAUGCAGAGGUCUAUGCCAUUGGGAUUGAGAACGGCGCUGACUACCUUCUUGAUGUCCUCAAUGGCGAUAUGGAUAAGUACGGCUCCCGAAUCACUGCCUUAGCCCUCGCCCAACCCAGCUAUGUCUCUUCGCAGAUCUGCAAUGCGAAUCUCAAGGCAUUCCUUCGUCAGAGGGCGCGCAAGUGGAUCUUGUCUCCUCUGUCAUCUGAUCCACACGACUGUGUUGAAAUGCCACCAUCGGCCGUUCGUGCAGAUGGCGCGCCAACCUCAUCCCAAACGGCUAAGCCUAGUAAACCUGUCAGCUGGCUCGAGACGCUUGUUCCACCGACCUCGGUUCCCGCCAUCUCAGGCCUGCUCAACCGCUUCUCACUAUCUACCGCCCACCAAGCCCAAUCCAGUCGAGAGCCCUCAUACGAUAGCGAUGACCGAAGCCCAAUCUGUCCUGCUUUCGCGGGGGGUCUCAGCUCAAUCGGUGAAUGCGUCUUCACCAAUUCAGAACUUCAGAAAUGCAUCCUCAACUUCUUCGAAGAGGUCGCCCAGAACCCGGCCGAGUUUCGCAAUCCAGAUUUCAAAGUCAUCAUAGCAGAUCCCAUGCAGGCGGAGUGGGAGCAUGCUGCCGAAGAGGGACAGGGCGAGGACGAUGAGGAUGCAGGAUAUCGGGAACUACUGCCACCAGGAAUGUCUCCCGAGCGAGAGGAGAUCGACGACCAGAAAGCACGGCUUAUCAACAUGAAGGAGUCUCUCAAAGCUACGCCAAAGAAUGACCCAGAACUGGAGAUGGGCAGGCAAGGUCUCGAGAAACGAAUUGUCAAGGCUGAGCAUGAGCUCCAGGAAUUGGUCACGAAAGCCAUGGCAACUGGUGCUUUGAAGCAUGGAGAAGCCCAGGAGGUCCGAGAUAAAUGGGAGACGGUUGGGAAUGGGCCGAAGAUUCCGUUUGCCGGUACGAUGGUCGAUAGUGAACUAGUGAAGGGGGCCGGGCUGCUCGAUACAGCGGAAGAAGCCCUGGCCAAUCUGGAGGAAGAAAUUGGGGUUGAGCAGACAUUGACACCGGCGGCCUGAGGAAGAUCUGCAACCUCAAGUCCUUGCCCAGCAGAUACGAGGGUGCGUACGAAGGAUAUGAGGGCAUCGGUUUGAAGGGUGUACGGAUAUUCCACACUGGUGUUACCUACACCGGUGUUACAUUCGCUUCUGGGGUUUGAAAAUGGGCGCUGUGCUGUAGGGUAUGGGCUCUAUUCUCACAAGGGAAUUUCAUAAAUGG